UUUUUAUGAACAGGAGUAUUGUGAAGUUUUUGCGUUCUUGACGAUCCGAUCGGGGUUGAAUUAUGAAGUGGCAAUACAAGCAACAACAUCCGUUUGAAAAACGACAGCAAGAAGGCGAGAAAAUCAGGAGGAAAUAUCCGGACCGUGUGCCAGUGAUUGUGGAGAAGGCGCCAAAGGCUCACAUCGGAGACCUGGACAAAAAGAAGUAUCUCGUGCCCUCGGAUUUGACUGUUGGACAGUUCUAUUUUUUGAUCCGGAAAAGAAUAUCCUUGAAGCCCGAGGAUGCCUUAUUCUUCUUUGUGGACAACGUAAUUCCGCCAACCUCAGCGACCAUGGGAUCUUUGUAUGAGGAUCACCGGGACAAAGACUUCUUCCUCUACAUUGCUUUUAGCGACGAAAGCGUUUAUGGGAACUGUUGACAUUUUUGGCAGAACGAAGUUCGAUCGGCAAGAUGACUGACGAAGUUUGAUUUUUUUUCACAUUUUGAUUUGAAGAAUGGCUGUGGUUUUAAUUUUUGGAGAAGCAUCUUUUUUUUGCACGAUUUCUCAUUCGUUUUCAAGAUUUGUUCGCGUGAAGAUUUGCGGCGUUUAUUACGGUUAAUUUUUUUUAGAAAAUGCUGCAAGCUGUAUUGUGUGAAAGAUGAUCAAAAUAAUAUUCAUUAUUUUAGAGUUUUUUCGGAAUUUGUUGAGCGAAUAAUUCUGUCCAAGAUUUUCUAUUUUAUUUCGAAGUAUGAUACUUUCCAAAAAAUGACAGACGCGCAAAAAUGCAUCAACAAGCUCUGUUCCGUAUUUUCAUGCAACAUAGGCCGCAUUUUCCCUGUGGCCUAUAGUAAAGAUAUUUUUCUACAUGAUGUGUGGCCUAUGAGUUGGAGGAUAAUGUCCAAGGGUUGUGCUUGCUUGAGUAUUAGAACUUAAAAUACAUGUACAGGUGUUACCUUGCAAUUUGACCCUAAUCCAUUGCCAAACUAGGAUCAAAUUGCAAAGCAGUCAAAUUGUGAAACACUUCGUGAAAUUCAAAAAGAUCACUAGAAAAAGAAAGAAGUGGGCAAAGCAGGUCAUUGUGGGGAAAGCGUUGAAUUGCAAGUCAGGGCAAUGCUGCAAAGUUGACCCUCAAGUUAUGUGAUGGUUGAAUUGCCAGGUACCACCAGUACUAUUAUCUUGCAAGUAAGAACAAUAGCAAGAAAAUCAAGCCUUGUUCAAUUGGAAACCUGAUGACUUUACCUGUUGAAUAUGUAUAAAUUUCCAAGAAUUUGGUGGAUUAAAUUCUCAAAAUCUUAAGAGUUGCCCAGGUGACAAUUUUACAAAUUGUUGCAGCAUGAAAUUCCUGCUGAAUAUUAUGGAUCUCUGCUUCAAGUCCCGUGAAUACGGUAAAUUAAUCCUUUGCGCGUUUUAUUGAGAUUCUGAAGUGGCUUUAUUUUGGGUUCAAAUAACCAUAGCUGAUUUUAAAAAUUGUAAAGCUUUUGUUGAAUGAAUAUAAUCUUGUGCUCAAGAGAAGAUAUGUUGCAUUCAGAUCUUUGGCAUGCUUUGUGUGGUGGAAUGGAGGGCUUGGAAUGAUUUUAUACAUGGAAAAGUGUGAAAUCUGAUGAAAAAAUUGUCUGCUUUCCAACUGUAUCUUUGCCAUGAAGCGACUCAGAUUAAAUAAAAUGGCUUACCUUGCUAUAACUGAA
Molecule: messenger RNA, 1666 nt
Organism: Notodromas monacha
Lineage: Eukaryota; Metazoa; Arthropoda; Ostracoda; Podocopida; Cyprididae
Source: the annotation of a GenBank genome assembly